This is a messenger RNA of Schistosoma turkestanicum, 480 nucleotides long. The record is from the annotation of a GenBank genome assembly. NCBI's taxonomy places the organism in Eukaryota, Metazoa, Platyhelminthes, Trematoda, Strigeidida, Schistosomatidae.
AUGAAUGGAUUUACAUUGAUUUGUUCCCUUAGAAUAGGUGUUACUACGAAGAAUGACGUUGCAUUCUCUGAAUCCGAACCGGUUUAUGGAGGAAUAACAGAUACUUCAUUAUCUGACUCGCGAAAAAGAUAUGGGAUAUUGAACAGCGCCGCACGAAUUAGAAGUCUGCGUCACUUUCCCACAUCUUGGUCAGAUAUGAAAGUUGAUUGGAAAUGCCCUGACUGGAAGAAUUAUACGCUUGACUCGCCCCAAAUGAAAGAGCAUGUCGAAAAACUAGCUAAGCUAGGUUUGAAAGAUCCGUGGGCUCGUAAUUAUGCUUGGCACUAUUUACCGAACUUUUACAAAAGUCGUUCUCGGUUGAUAUCAGAAAUAAUUUUCAAAAAAUUUCCUCAUGGUGUAGCCCUAGGAAUUGCAGCCUCGUUAAUAAUCAAUGGGUUUGACAAAUGGCGUAAAGGCGAAUUCACUGUAGGAGGACAUUAA